This is a messenger RNA of Anopheles funestus (African malaria mosquito), 3211 nucleotides long. Its product is annotated as E3 ubiquitin-protein ligase RNFT1. The transcript is spliced from 4 exons. The record is from RefSeq and is a predicted model, not a curated record. Lineage: Eukaryota; Metazoa; Arthropoda; Insecta; Diptera; Culicidae. Gene Ontology annotation, molecular function: ubiquitin protein ligase activity. Gene Ontology annotation, biological process: positive regulation of ERAD pathway. Bases 566 to 2650 code for a protein of 694 amino acids.
GACUGCGAGGCAAACCAACGGAGUAUCGGAACAUUGCAUAUAAACCGAUCAAAGUGACAAGCAGACAAAGAGUAAAACGUCUACGAAAGUGCAAGAAGAAGGAAAGGCAGUGUAAAAAUUGAAACUUUCUUUUCUGGACCAAAAUAAUAUCGCUUCGUUGUUUCGAUGCGAAAUGUGAUGUGAGAUUAAGUUAAUUUCUUGUUUUUGGGAAGAUGAACCGUGGAGUUCGGUGCAGGCUAGCUAACCUCAGUAAUGAAAUCGAUCAGAAAAGCAUGAGUCAUCGACGGUGCUAGAAACAUCGCAAAUCGUAGUGCAAUCCUGUGUAUUAGUGCUGUCGUCUGAUGCUCUGCAUUAAAACCAAUUGCAGGAAGCGACACCAACAGGAAACACCUAACAACUAAGCACAUUCCAGUUACAAGGAGAAAAGAGAAACCAUUGCGUCGCGGCGAGCAACAGAAAGGCUAAGUGCCGUUCCUGCACGUCUUAUCAAAGGCCUAAGCCUAGAUACGUAAGCAACAUUAAGGUGGAGGUGGUGUGUGAACCCACGUCCUAGCUUUAGUGUAAAAUGUCCGAUACGAAAGCACCAGCUGAAAGCAACGUACAACAUACGGAAACUCAGCGGGAAGAUAUAAACCGAGAAGUAGAAGUAACUGCACCACCAGCGGUAGAAGAAACUCAUGUCGUAGAGCCUACCUCAACAACAACAACAACAACAACAGCAACAGUAGAAGCAUCGCCAGCUGCAACCAUCGUUCCAACCGAUAUUUCGAGUGUUGGUGAAAAUUUGACUAUUGCUGUAGGCAACCACGAACAAACCGCAUCUGGUGGUACAGUACCUCCGACUACGUCCGGUUCCUCCGUAGCAUCAGCACAGGUCCGCGGACCGUGGAACGUAGAGCGUCAGACAUCUGUUGGUUCAAUAGACAGUACGUCCAUGUCGAUCGGAGCAGGUUCAAGUAGCGGCAGUGGACCUGGUGGAUUCCGCAACUCUUUAAGCAAUGGACGAAUGUUCAGUCGGCUUAUGUCCGUAGAGCGGGGACGAGUCGCUAAUAAUCAUGGAGCGCCUUCAAGAAGAGGAUCAAACUUUAGUAACGUUAUGUUUAACGACUUUAUGACCCUGCUCCAACAAGCGAGACACCCUGGCAGCUUGUUCUCCUCGGAACGAACAGGACUAUUUCUAACUUCGGAACGGUCACACGGACCUGGUACGAGUACUCCUCCCAUGAUGGGUAACGUUGGAACUGGCAAUGCAAUCGUUAAUACCAGUGAUGUUGUGAUUGAUGUUGAUGAAGGAAGCGGAACGACCGGCGGUGGUUCUUUGCGUUCAUCCCAUAAUGAGCUAUAUCCAAUGUCUAAUUCAUCUUCCUCGGCCAAUACUAGCGUACGCCCUUUCCUGUGGAUACAAUCGGGCGAUGAAAAUGCUCCACCGGCGAGCUCCUCCAUUGGUGGUCGUUCACCGCUAAUGCCAAAUUUUAACUACGGCCAUCACCACCACCACUUUCACAAUCAUCAACCAUUGUCACUGCAUCAACAGCAGUCCUCCACAGUCCUUCUAUCUGCGGCCCCUGGUUCGAUGGCUUCACAGUCUCCUAUGUCGAUAGGUGUUGGUGAAGGAGUCCCCUCAAUGAAUGGCGAAUCAGCAACGAAUGGUGUUGUACUCACACCGACAACAGGAAAUGCGCCUACAAUUGGAGCUGGUGGAACCACGCGGAGCAAUAGUAUUAGUUCCAACCAUCAGAAUGAAGACGCAACUGUGCAUGAAGCACUCAACCAGUUGCCGGAAACUCGCGCCUUGAUUGAAACAUUAGCACGGUAUAUGCCGUUACUGGUGAUUUUGGUGGCUAAACUAUGCUAUGAUCAUUUGGAUGGUAUAAUGACCUUUCUGAUGUUGACAAUAAUGUUCUACCAUGCAAACUGGGCCGUACGGCAAGAAAUCUCGAAGCAAAAGCAGCGGCGCGUUAUCGUACUGCUGCGUGAGCUGAUCAUAAUCAUUGUCUCUUUAUUAAUCUUUUGGCUCGCAAUUGAAUGGAAGAGCAUCUGCCUAGUGAUACUGUUAAUGCCUGAUCAUCUGCAACAGGAGUCGCUUAAGGGAUUGCUGUAUGCCGUCUGUAUAACGGACUUGAUACUGAAGCUGAUCACAAUUGUAAUCAAAAUCAUCGUCACUCUUAUGCCACCGAGUGUGGUAGAUUACAAAAGUAGGGGAAAGGUCUACUUGAUGAUAGAAUCGCUCUCGCAACUGUAUCGCGCCGCAGCUCCAAUCCAACCAUGGUUAAUAUUCCUUUUUGAAUCGUACUCUGGCUCGGAAAAGAUGGUUGGUGUUAUUUUAUCAGCGGUUUACAUCGUAGCAAAAUCUACUGACUUACUUGAUAGGAUCAAGUUCUGUCGUCGAUCAUUUGUUAAGCUGCUUCAGAAAACGAGCUAUGGAAACGUACCAACAAAGGAACAGUUGCAGGCCUGUGGUGGACAGUGCUCGAUUUGUCAUGACAACUUCAAUUCACCGGUAUUGCUGGAAUGUAAUCACAUCUUUUGCGAACUGUGUGUCGGAACAUGGUUUGAUCGAGAACAGACAUGCCCCUUAUGCCGCGCAAAAAUCGUUGACGAUCCUUCCUAUAGAGAUGGAGCAACCACAUUCUUUCUGCAACUAUACUAAAGGAUCAAUGAAGGGACAAAUGAUAUUCGCAGCUCCAUUCCUAAUUUUGUAAUUAAUGUAUUUCGAAGGUUUUUUGUUCGUUCUGUAGGGUGAACUUGCGUGUUAAAUCAGUAAUGAUGUUCUUCACGAUGGGUAAAUUUCCAAAUGCUGGCGAUUACUGAUGAACCCGCACUAGACUGUUCACCGUAUUGUGCAUUUUAAAGUUGAUAAUCAAUUCAAUCAUAGUGGUUUGUGAUUGGCGUGAUUAAGCUAAUUGAAAAACAAUAUCUAUAACUGGUUACGGGAGUGAGGAAGGAGCAGAGAACGAAUUAAUACUUUUUAUUAAUCAUAAAGGUAAGCUAUAACUAAACGUAUUUCAAUUUGAAAAAGGUAUUAAGAGAUACGUACGCACCUAUCGAGCAGGUAUAUGUUGGGAACACCUGAGAUAGCGUUUGAAUAUUGUAAAACUUUAGUCAUACUUUCGUUACGAGAUGCACUGUAAACCAUGAAAAACUGUACAAUAGCAUUAUCUGCAAUCAAUAAAGUGGUCCAUAUCUUGUUUAUGGAUUUGUUAAACAUUAA